AUGGCUGGGUCUGGAAGUUCUGAGGUGAGAACUCCGAUCUUCUCCGGUGAGAACUACGAGUUCUGGAGAAUCAAGAUGGUGACAAUCUUCAAAUCCCAUGGGUUGUGGGCAUUAGUUGAAAAGGGGAUUCCAGUCUCAGAUUCAAAGAAGAAGAAGGCUGAAGGAAGCUCAGAAGAGGAAGACGAUGAGAAAACUGUGGCUGCAUAUAUGCGAGAUGCUAAAGCUCUUGGUAUUAUCCAGAAUGCAGUCUCGGAUCAGAUAUUCCCUCGAAUUGCCAACGCUGAUACAGCUAAGACGGCAUGGGAUCUGCUAUAUGGUGAAUACCACGGUGGUGAUCAGGUACGAUCAGUUAAACUCCAAAAUCUUCGACGUGAAUUCGAGUAUACUAGAAUGCGUGAUGAUGAAACGUUAUCUGGGUAUCUUACACGUUUGAAUGAGUUGAUUAACCAAAUGAAGACGUUUGGUGAGGUAUUGUCUAAUGAAAGACUUGUGCAAAAGGUUUUAAUAAGUCUUAGCAAACCUUAUGAUCCUAUCUGCCUUGUGAUUGAGAAUACGAAGUGUAUAGACAAGGUUGAUUUACAGGAGGUUCUGGCAAUUCUUAAGAGUCAGGAACAACGUUUUGAUAUGCACAAUGUUGAUGCUACUGAUAAGGCUUUUGGCUCUUUUUCUGUGAGUUCAAAAGGUCAACAACAGAGAGAUAAUUCUCAAUCAAGUGGAUCUAAGAAAAACUGGAAUGGAGAGGGCAAGAAGUGGGAUUCAAAGCCUCAGUCCUAG
Prunus avium (sweet cherry) is the source of this 774-nucleotide messenger RNA. Lineage: Eukaryota; Viridiplantae; Streptophyta; Magnoliopsida; Rosales; Rosaceae. The record is from RefSeq and is a predicted model, not a curated record.